CGCCCUGCGUACGGCGCGCGUCCUACUCCGGGGCUCCGGCGCCGCCAUCAUGUCGACGGCCAUGAAUUUUGGGUCCAAGAGCUUCCAGCCGCGGCCCCCGGACAAGGGCAGCUUCCCGCUGGAUCACUUCGGCGAAUGCAAAAGCUUUAAGGAGAAGUUCAUGAAGUGUCUCCGCGACAAUAGAUUCGAAAAUGCUUUGUGCAGAAGUGAGUCGAAAGACUACUUAGAAUGCAGAAUGGAGAGGCAGCUGAUGGCACAGGAGCCCCUGGAGAAACUGGGAUUCAGAGAUUUGAUGGAUGGAAAACCAGGGGCAGGAACUACCUCCUGAUGGGUAGAAGUCCAUCCACCGGCUGCUGGCUUGUCCAGGGUGGAGCGUGUUGGGCGACCUUGUCAACUGACGGUUUAUGGUUAGGUGCUGUGACUUCAGAAGAAGUUUCUGGAACGCCCUCCUUGGCGGAAACCUCUCCUCUUGAUGUCUCCCAGGUUAUUUUGAGAAGCGAUUGUCCCCUUUAGGUCUCAUUUUCCCCAGGAGCCUUAGAUUUUAUCUUUACAUUGAGAGAGUUCCUAGGGAGGCCUGUGGCGGGUGGGAGGAAGGCGAGCAGAGUCACGCCCGCUGCGCGAGGGGACACGCGGCCAUCCGCGACGCGGUGACUCCCUCUGUGAUAUCGUCCGUAGCUUCUCAGUACUGACAUGCUGAAUGCUAGCGGUUUCAGCCCAUCACAUAGACGCUGCCCGAAAACCAUUUCCUGGCAAAAUGGUUUCCUUCUGUGCCCAUUUAUUUCCCGUGUUUUUUUUUUUUUUUAAGCAAAAUAUAAAAUAUAAACUUGGAAAUAAGAUUGUUAACUUUUGACA
Messenger RNA from Herpailurus yagouaroundi (jaguarundi), 852 nucleotides. RefSeq names its product cytochrome c oxidase assembly factor COX19 (gene COX19). Gene Ontology annotation, cellular component: mitochondrial intermembrane space. NCBI's taxonomy places the organism in Eukaryota, Metazoa, Chordata, Mammalia, Carnivora, Felidae. The transcript has 3 exons. The coding region runs from base 50 to 328 and encodes 92 amino acids. Gene Ontology annotation, biological process: mitochondrial respiratory chain complex IV assembly. The record is from RefSeq and is a predicted model, not a curated record.